CCGAGAUAACUUUUGCCCACACAUCAUUCACUUUUUGGAGCGUUGGCUUGAAAUUGAGGGGUGUGUGUGUGUCUGGAACCGACGUGCCUUCCGUGAGCCUCAGAGGUCUCUGCACUCUCUCCAAAUGGGCUGAUUACAACACAGAGGAUGUGGACAGUGGAGUUUUUCCUGUUUGAUGUCACACAGCUACCCUUUAAAAGUCCAAGGGGAAAAAGGAGGGAAUCCAGCCUAGGAUCCUCACGCCAGAUAUCCACAAGGAAGAAGAGGAGAAAAGGCCAGCAAGGCACAGCCUUGAGUGGAGGAGGCAGUGUCAGGUUUCAAACUCCGCGCCAGCCAUUCAGAGAGUGGCGAUGUCGGGGGCCUGCCUUGGGCUCUUAGUCUGCAUCCUGUGCUCUGUAGUGAGAGCCUAUCCCAACGCCUCCCCGCUGCUCAGCUCCAGCUGGGCUGGCCUGAUCCACCUGUACACGGCCACAGCCAGGAACAGCUACCACCUGCAGAUCCACAAGGACGGCCAUGUGGAUGGCACACCCCAGCAGACCAUCUACAGUGCCCUGAUGAUCAGAUCAGAGGAUGCUGGCUUUGUGGUGAUAACCGGUGUGAUGAGCAGGAGAUACCUCUGUAUGGACUUCAGAGGAAACAUUUUCGGAUCACACGACUUCAGCCCGGAGAGCUGCAGGUUCCGCCAGCGCACCCUGGAGAACGGCUACGACGUGUACCAGUCCCCGCAGCACCUCUUCCUCGUCAGCCUGGGCCGCGCCAAGAGGGCCUUCCUGCCCGGCACGAACCCGCCGCCCUACUCGCAGUUCCUGUCCCGCAGGAACGAGAUCCCCCUCGUGCACUUCAACACGCCGCGGCCGCGGCGGCACACCCGCAGCGCCGAGGACAACUCCGAGCGCGACCCGCUCAACGUGCUGAAGCCGCGGCCCCGCAUGACCCCCGUGCCCGUCUCCUGCUCGCAGGAGCUCCCGAGCGCCGAGGACAACAGCGUGGUGGCCAGCGACCCCUUAGGGGUGGUCAGAGGCAACAGGGUGAACACACACGCCGGCGGCAUGGGCGCGGAGCGCUGCCGCCCCUUCCCCAAGUUCUACUAG
Messenger RNA from Ceratotherium simum simum (southern white rhinoceros), 1091 nucleotides. RefSeq names its product fibroblast growth factor 23 (gene FGF23). The record is from RefSeq and is a predicted model, not a curated record. NCBI's taxonomy places the organism in Eukaryota, Metazoa, Chordata, Mammalia, Perissodactyla, Rhinocerotidae. Gene Ontology annotation, molecular function: growth factor activity.